Messenger RNA from Cannabis sativa, 471 nucleotides. RefSeq lists its product as uncharacterized. The transcript is spliced from 4 exons. Gene Ontology annotation, molecular function: zinc ion binding; copper ion binding. Gene Ontology annotation, biological process: intracellular copper ion homeostasis. The record is from RefSeq and is a predicted model, not a curated record. NCBI's taxonomy places the organism in Eukaryota, Viridiplantae, Streptophyta, Magnoliopsida, Rosales, Cannabaceae.
ACCACCAAGUUGAGUUGAAUUGAACUCAUCAACACAAGUAGUAUAUACCAUUAUCAAAGCUCAAAAAUCAAACUUACAUUUUAAAAACCUUUAAUUCUUCGCUCAAUCACCAUGUCGGACAAGUGCGGUAACUGCGACUGUGCUGACAAGACCCAGUGUGUGAAGAAGGGAAGCAGCUACAGUCUCGUUAUUGUCGAGGCUGAGAAGAGGUACCUACAUGGAGACCAUGGUGAUGGAUGGUCCCUCAGCUGAGAACGACGGAAAGUGCAAGUGCGGUACUAGCUGCACUUGCACAAACUGCACCUGUGGUCAUUAAGCACAUGGUCAAAUAACAAUAUUGUGUGUUGUUCAGAUGUUAAACUUGUGUUUGUUUAUCGUGUCUCUUCUGAAGAUAUAUGCAUGUGUUGUGUGUCUUCAGUUUUUACUAUGUUUAUUGUUUCCCUUUGUUUCGAUCUGUGGCCUAUAGUGUAA